This is a messenger RNA of Perca fluviatilis (European perch), 1849 nucleotides long. RefSeq names its product T cell leukemia homeobox 1 (gene tlx1). Gene Ontology annotation, biological process: animal organ development; regulation of transcription by RNA polymerase II. The coding region runs from base 15 to 920 and encodes 301 amino acids. Gene Ontology annotation, molecular function: RNA polymerase II cis-regulatory region sequence-specific DNA binding; DNA-binding transcription factor activity, RNA polymerase II-specific. Gene Ontology annotation, cellular component: nucleus. The record is from RefSeq and is a predicted model, not a curated record. Lineage: Eukaryota; Metazoa; Chordata; Actinopteri; Perciformes; Percidae. The transcript is spliced from 3 exons.
GGCUCGCGGAGGCCAUGGAUCACAUAGGGAUAGGCCUACUGGGGGCGCAUCUGCAGCAGCACGCGCACGCGGAGCCCAUCAGCUUCGGCAUCGAUCAGAUCCUUAGUAACGUGGAGCAGAGCUGCAUGCUGGGCGCGAGGAUGCACGAGCCGGACUACGGACACGGGGCCUACGACAGCUACGCCAGCAGCGGCGUGAACGGCACCGGCUAUAUGUACGGUAACGCCGGAUAUAACGGCACCGGCAACUCGUGCGGGGUGGCUUCCCUCGGCGGGGCCUACCACAUGAACGCGGGCGUGAAUGCGAGCGGGACUAACGUGAGCUCCUCGAGGGUCAUCCGUGUCCCCGCGCACCGGCCUAUGAGCGGCGGGAACUCGUCCGCUCCGCCGGUAAGCGGCCGCGGGAACGUCAGCAACAUGACGUUCCCCUGGAUGGAGAGCAACCGACGCUACACCAAAGACAGGUUCACAGUGUCCCUCUCACCCCUCACUGUAACACGUCGUGUAGGUCACCCCUACCAGAACAGGACGCCUCCUAAGAAGAAGAAGCCUCGGACGUCGUUCACUCGGCUGCAGAUCUGUGAGCUGGAGAAGCGCUUCCAUCGGCAGAAGUACCUGGCGUCCGCCGAGCGGGCCGCCCUCGCCAAGGCCCUGAAGAUGACUGACGCCCAGGUCAAAACUUGGUUCCAAAACAGACGCACCAAAUGGAGGCGGCAGACGGCGGAGGAGCGCGAGGCGGAGCGGCAGCAGGCCAACCGGAUCCUCAUGCAGCUGCAGCAGGAGGCCUUCCAGAAGACCAUCAACCAGCCGGUCACCCCGGACCCGCUGUGCCUGCAGAACAGCUCUCUGUUCGCCCUGCAGAACAUGCAGCCAUGGACCGAGAACACCGCCAAGAUCUGCAGCGUGUCGGCCUGCGAGUAGAGCCGGCAGUCUGCGGAGCCACGGAGGGCCGCGCGUCCUCCAGCUGGGUAUCUGCGCCUGUACCGAGUACCGAGUGACUGCUAAAGGGCAGACACAGGGGCGUAGCCCGCGGAGGAGCUCAAAGGAGAACCGGUAUUAGUUAUCGGGUCACCUCCCUGCUCUUAUUAUCACCACCUUCUGUCAAAAACACGCUGGUGCUGCAUCUAACAACAGGCAUGCUUCAGAUGGCGUCCCUCAGCGCUUACUCCUACAUUGGGGUCCACAGUCGGAUCUGGAUCCGGAUCCUGGAUCUGGACUGAAUCAGCCCUGCAAGAGACCGCAAGAGAUUUUGGAAAUAUUUCGGAGGCAUCAUGAUGAACAUUGUGCUCCAUAAAAAUAACUAAAAAAAAGUCCAUGAGAGGAGCAGGACGGACUGGCAUCAGUGAGUUGUUGUGUUAUAGUUUACCUAUAAGGGACUUGAUGUUUCAUAAUAUUUUCAUAUUUGUGUGUGCAUCUCUGUCAUCUGUGUCUGUCUGUGACUUUUUACUCAACUGCAAAAUACAGCACUUGUUUUAGCACCUAUGAAUUCAAAUAUAAUCUGACAAAAUGAAAACGAUUUAUAGCAACAAACCAGGAUAUUUGACUAUUUUAUUUCUAAUUUAGGAAGAAAUGGGCCUAAAGAUCAAAAAUCUUAAGAUUCACAGACCAAUCGUAUUUAAUGUUACAAAAAAAAUGACCAUACUUUUGACCCCAGUUUAUUAUUUCACAUUUUUAUUUUUGGACAAAGGCUUUACAAACUGUAUUUUUUUAUUUCUCUUUCACUGCUGUGCUGAAGUGUGGAAGCAGAUCUCAGACCUGUGAGGCUGAGCUCAAACAAGCUGACCAAUCAUGUGUCCAGGCCAUGUGUGUGUGUGUGUGUGUGUGUGUGUGUGUGUGUGUGUGUGUGUGUG